This is a messenger RNA of Drosophila busckii, 2196 nucleotides long. RefSeq names its product nuclear pore complex protein Nup88 (gene mbo). Gene Ontology annotation, biological process: ribosomal small subunit export from nucleus; ribosomal large subunit export from nucleus; protein import into nucleus. Lineage: Eukaryota; Metazoa; Arthropoda; Insecta; Diptera; Drosophilidae. Gene Ontology annotation, cellular component: nuclear pore. The record is from RefSeq and is a predicted model, not a curated record. The transcript has a single exon. Gene Ontology annotation, molecular function: structural constituent of nuclear pore. Bases 5 to 2104 code for a protein of 699 amino acids.
CGCAAUGCCGCUAACCGAUGUUUUGGAACUAAACAAAACAGAGUUGUUUGCUAAAAUACGCAACAGCUUGCCGGUGGUGCCACAAACACAGAAUCUACUGGACUGCAAAGAUGAUAUGUUGUACGCAUGGGAUGCCACUGGCUCUUGCCUGUUGGUCACAAAUUGGCGCGCGAAUUUCCUCGAGAAGGACCAGAAGCGUGCUAAAGUGAGCUAUCAGACGUUGAUACCAUCCAGUGCAGUUGGACUGCAUGUGGACCGAGUUGUGGUAUCUAACGAGGGAUCACUAGUGGCCUUAAGCGGAGCACAAGGCGUCUGCAUCAUCGAGGUGCCGCGACGCUGUGGCGCAGAUGGCUUAUUUUUGGAUGGCAAACGACAAAUUACGUGCCGAUCUUAUAAUCUGGAUGCGCAGCUGUUUCAAAACAAUCCACAACUGGAAGUGCGACAGCUUCGCUGGCAUCCAGAGUCAGUUUCGGAUUCCAUGUUGCUGGUGCUGCUGUCCAACAACACAAUACGAGUCUAUAAUCAUGCCAAGCUAAAUCAUGUGUGGAGAGUGGGUCCGCAUACAGUGAAGACGGCUACGAAUGUUUCACUUUCUGAUUUGGGCGAAUCAGCAGUGGAUUUUGAUAUGGCACCUGCUGUUAAAGCUGGAGAGCCUGAUGUCAGCUUAAGCCAAAGCAAAACAGAUGGCAAGGCCAAGCGCGACAAGGUGGAGUGGCCCAUUCUUAUUCUGCGUGAGAAUGGAAAUAUUUAUGUGCUGAUGGCUGGCUUAUAUUCGGAUUCGACGCGACUGCAAGGCCCAAUAACUAUAACACCACAGGCUAUGGCUAAUUAUGGUGUGGACUCUUGUGCUUUGAUGGUUAUACCAUCGCUGCCGCCUACAGUGGUCAUUGCUGAGUCUACAGGCAAGCUGCAUCAUGCCGUGCUGCUGGAGGCGGAGACAAAAGAGCAUUCUUUCACCGAGGUAGAUGACUCGUUGCUUAUAGAGCCAUCUGAGUGGACGCUGCAUGUGACUGAAACUGUUGAACUGGAGCUAGGACUUUCAGCAGCUAAAGCUAAGGGCGCUGGCAGCAGCUAUAACUGUCCGCUCCAUCUGAAGCGUGAUGUUAUCAACGAGCUACGCUACUUUGCCUAUCACAAUGCAGGUCUGCAUAUCAUAACUGUCAACUUUAUAUCAGAGCUGCAGCGUUUUCUGGACAGCGAAGCUGAGCAUGAUUUGUUAGUGCUAAGCACACCUUCGAGCGCGGAGUACAUACUCUGCACCAAGUUUGACUCCAGUGAGCAUAUCAAUGCCGUCUUGGGCAUCGCGCUGCUGCAAAUGCCCGCUGGACUUGUGUUGCUACUCAGCAGCGGUCAAGUUAUAAGCCUUAAGCUGGUAAUAGAUGCGCAGCUACUUAUGAGCGCCAAGCAGCAGCUAACACGCGAUACGGCCGAGACAACGCUGGAGCAGCAGCAGCUGGCAGGCAGUAAUUUCAUGGACAGCAUAAAGAGUUUGCUGCAGCGCAGCGUCAGCCAACCCAUACUAGCUGACAAGCUGGCCACGCCCACUGCGCAUGAACGCUACGAGCUGCUGAACCAAGCUAUCGAAGUGCUGCGCACACAGUAUCUAAAGCGCCAUGAGCUGGUGCGUGCCGAGUUUGCCAAGCGCAUCAAUUGCAUCAAAUUGCAAAAGCAGCAGCAGCUGCAGGAGAUCAAAAGUCUGGAGCAGGAGCGUGAAGUUAUUAGCGAGCGUGCGCAUAAGCUGGCCGAGCGCUUUGAGGAAAUUAGCGACAAUCAGGAGAUACUAGUGCGUCGUUGCCAAAAUCUUGUGCAACAGGCCAAUGCAGCACUGCCCAACAGUCUCGUAGCUGAACGUGAAUUCUCGCUGGAAGUGGCACGCAUUAACAAAGCCACACAGACUAUGGAAACUGCUUUGGAAACUGCCAAGCGCACACUAAACAAACAACGCUAUCAUAUAGCAAAGUCGCAGGAGCAGGGCAAGAAUGCCGCCUAUGAGCUGCCAGAGAAACAACAUCGCACUAUAACCGAAAUUCUAACGCAGCUGUCCAGUGAGCUGAAUCGUCAAAUUACAGAUAUAAAACGCAUUAACAAAAUUGUGGGUCUAUAAGCUGUUUCUACUUCGAAUGUAAGUUAAAUGUAUUUUGUGAUUCAUUGUUCAAUACACCGUAAUAAUUAUUGUUAAAAAGUAAACAAAUCCUU